This is a messenger RNA of Colletotrichum navitas, 2514 nucleotides long. Its product is annotated as fungal-specific transcription factor domain-containing protein. Bases 1 to 2514 code for a protein of 837 amino acids. Gene Ontology annotation, cellular component: chromatin. The record is from RefSeq and is a predicted model, not a curated record. Lineage: Eukaryota; Fungi; Ascomycota; Sordariomycetes; Glomerellales; Glomerellaceae. Gene Ontology annotation, biological process: regulation of transcription by RNA polymerase II; DNA-templated transcription. The transcript has 2 exons. Gene Ontology annotation, molecular function: zinc ion binding; DNA-binding transcription factor activity, RNA polymerase II-specific; RNA polymerase II cis-regulatory region sequence-specific DNA binding.
AUGGCGAGCCUCCCAUCUUCCGGUCAGCAUGGCGGUGCUGGGCCCAACUACAAACGCGCCAGUCGCAAGGGCGCCCCGCGUCGCUUCCCUUGCGAUCAUCCGGGCUGUGAUAAGCUGUACUCGAGGGCGGAGCACCUUCAGAGACACCAGUUGAACCACAACCCCAAAGACAUCUUUGUCUGUGACAUCCCAGGUUGUGACCAAAAGUUCGUCCGCGCCGACCUGCUCUCGCGACACAGGAAGCGCCAUUCUUCCUCGUACAUACCGCGGAACCGCGCCCCCAGCUUCGGCACUUCUGUCGCCUCCGCAGCAGUCUCAUCGCCCACCUCGGCUGUUCCGCCUCGGACGACGUUCCACUUGCCUUCGUCCGGUGGGCCUCAUGACGCCGCCAUUCUUCUCACUCCCGACACGAACGCGACGCCCGCUCCGACGAUGGCCGCACCAAACCUCUCCAUGGCCCAACAGGUGACGAGGAUCGGCCAGCCGUCCACAUGGCCAUCCAUCGACGACAUGGCUGUCGAUAUCAUGCGCCCGAAGCAGGCGUCCCUGUCCGAAGCGCCGCCAAUCAUGCCGCCCUUUACCUCGGUUGGCUUUGAGUCCAACGAGGCAUUGUCAAGGGAGAACUUUGCCAUGUGGUUGUUCGACCCCCAGGCGACGUUCGCCGAGCUCAACGGUGUCGCCAAUCUGCCCUUUCUUGAAGGCGGCCUCGAGUCGACAUUCAACAACAACAUCCACUAUGACUACGACUCCCUCACGAGCCGGUCGCAGCUGGACUCUACCCCGCCACGCCAAGUGGAAGUCAGUGAUGGACUCAUCGGCGAGCAUCGCCGGCAAGAGAUCCUUCGAUGGUUUCAGGUUUUCCGACAGAAGCAGCCCAAGUACGAGCCGCGUAUCGUGAGCCUGGUGCAAGAGAGCGGCGGAGACCUGCCUGCUCUGAACCUGGACAUGAUGAGGGACUGUUUGAAAGAGUACUGGAAGAAUGUCUCGCCGAGGCUGCCCAUCAUACAUCAGCCAACCUUUUCAUCCAACCGCUGUCCCAUCUUUUUGUUGAUGGUCAUGAUUGCGCUUGGAGCCGCAUCUCUCAGCAGCAGGGACUCGACGGGCAAUCUGGAACAAUAUGGAGGGUUUGCUGAUGUCAUCAUUUCUAGCAUUCGAUGGGAAAUCCUCACCGCCGAGGAGGCCUCGCCCCCAGUGGGCUUAUACAUCGCCCAGUCGCUGUUGUUGCUCGAGUUUUAUGAGAAGAUGUUCUCAUCCAGGCGCAUGCACGAAAGGGCACACAUCUACCAUUCGGCUACUUUGACCCUCUUGAGAAGAGGUAGCCCCCUGAUCGGGAAAGGAGGCAGUGAAUCGCCCCCAGAAGAAGCAGCUCCUACAGCCAACGACGGGGUGUCGUCUGACUCGAGAACAUGGUGGGUCAGGUGGGCGGAGAGCGAGUCGAUGUACCGCGUUGUCUUCGCAGCCUUCAUGAUGGACGUGGUUCACGCAGCCAUGUUUGGACACGCUGCCAACAUGGCCCCUCACGAGAUCCGGCUCCCACUGCCGUGUGACGACGGCCUCUGGACCGCGCCGACUCCUGAUGCCUUCCGCCAUCUCGACGGGAACUACAGGAUGUAUGGCAUUAAGCAGGUGUCUUUCCUGGACGGGCUGAAAAGUGCCCUGCACGGCCAGGAAGUCAAGACGCACACGUUUGGGCGCAUGAUCAUCAUGUCGGGCCUGCUCAGCGUAGGGUGGCAUCUAUCCCACCGGGAAUCCCAUCUCAAGUGGCUCGAUCUGCGCACACCUAGCACGGAGACGCACGAUGGGUGGAAAAAGAUUCUUCUCCGUGCGUUCGACGAGUGGAAAGAGAGUUUCGACAGCGCCGCGGGAGCGAACGACACGUCCGAAGAUCCAGGGCAGCCGUCGAGCUCGAACGGGCCGAUCCAAUCAGCCGCCGUGCUCCAUCAUUUGGCACACAUCAGCCUCCAUGUGGACAUUGUCGAUUGCCAGGUAUACGCCGGAGCCAAAUAUCUCGUCGGUCGCAAAGUCUCCACCCGCGACCACUCCAACGCGGUUGCGCGAAUGCGGACCUGGUCCAACGCCCCGUCAACCCGCCACGCCGUCCUCCACGCCUUCAAGCUCCUAUAUCGUGUCCUCGUCGACCAUAGGGGACCCAAGCGACGGACGAGCAGCUUCGGCUCCCUACCGGAACCCGUGUCGGUCUUUUACUCGUGCCACAGCGAGGCGGACCCCCAUCGGCCGUGGAUCAUGUACUACGCGGCCCUGACGAUUUGGUCCUUUGUGCAGGCGCUGGGUAUACCCAGCAGGAACGCGCCGCCCGGGAGAUAUAGCGAGAUUGCUCGGUACCUGGCGCACUUUGCGAGCUUGGAGGAGCUUACCGACGAAGCGACCCGAGACCUUAACGAGAGGUUGCCGGAACUGCUGGACCUGCUGAAGACGAGAUUGGAGCAGUCUCAUUCGGAGUUGUUGAGGGAAGCCAGUGACAGGCUGAAGGUCUGUCGGGAAAUGCUGAGAUGA